Epinephelus fuscoguttatus (brown-marbled grouper) is the source of this 862-nucleotide messenger RNA. RefSeq names its product ankyrin repeat domain 2 (stretch responsive muscle) (gene ankrd2). The record is from RefSeq and is a predicted model, not a curated record. Bases 56 to 859 code for a protein of 267 amino acids. Gene Ontology annotation, molecular function: protein binding. NCBI's taxonomy places the organism in Eukaryota, Metazoa, Chordata, Actinopteri, Perciformes, Serranidae. The transcript is spliced from 8 exons.
UCUUUUGCUGUAUCAAACAGAGAUGGAGGAGGGGGUGUAGUGGGCAGCCAGUGUGAUGGACCGUACAACAGGACUAGAAAAGAAAGCUCAGGCAGAGGAGCGAGUGAGGAGGAUCUCCUCAGAGCUGCACUGUGAGAUUUUGGACCUGAGUGGAGGAGAGAAUAUCACAGAGCUGUGCAAAAGGAAAAAGAAGAUCAAGAAAACAUACUCGCCCAGGGUGUCUGUGGAAAUCCCUGUGACGGGGCCCAUGGAUACUGCAGAAUUCAUGAACGCAGCAAGUCAAGGCAAACUGACUGUAAUAGACAAGUAUCUGGUUGAUGGUGGGAACCCAAAUGUCCAUGAUGAGUUGAAGAGGACAGCGCUGCACCGGGCCUCUCUGGACGGACACACGGCAGUUGUCCAAACGCUUUUAGAAAAAGGAGCCGAUAUCAACUUUAAAGAUCAACUGGGCUCCAGGGCCAUACAUUGGGCCUGCAGAGGGGGAAGCCUGGGAGUUGUCAAAGCCCUGCAGAGCCACGGGGCUGACCUGAAUGUUAGAGAUAAGCUGUACAGCACUCCUCUGCAUGUGGCCACUAGAACGGGCCACACAGCCAUCGUGGAGUACCUCCUGUCCUGUGGUGCCAAAAUCAACUCCAGGGACAGGGAAGGGGACACAGCCCUGCAUGAUGCCGUGCGUCUCAACAGAUACAAGAUAGUGAAGCUGCUCAUAGCUGCAGGGGCUGACACGAAAAUAAAAAAUCAUGAGGGAGUAACUGCAGUACAGCAGGUAAAACAAUGGCAGUCUGACAUCAUGGAGACCCUGCAGAGCCUGGAGAAGCCGAGGGAGGUGGGACCUGAAAACACCUUGAGAGAGGAGUGAACA